Messenger RNA from Phlebotomus papatasi, 2331 nucleotides. Its product is annotated as brachyurin-like. Lineage: Eukaryota; Metazoa; Arthropoda; Insecta; Diptera; Psychodidae. The record is from RefSeq and is a predicted model, not a curated record. Bases 324 to 1217 code for a protein of 297 amino acids. Gene Ontology annotation, biological process: proteolysis. The transcript is spliced from 2 exons. Gene Ontology annotation, molecular function: serine-type endopeptidase activity.
UUCCCAGAAUGAGUCAAUCAAUUUGAAAUUGUCUCACAAAACCUCAAAUUUAUGUCCCCUACGAAGCGUGCCUCUAUAAAUCUUUAGGCAAACAAUAGGCCUCCAAAUUGAGGAAACUCAUGAUUCGAAGUUAUGGUGUGUCCGCAGAACAAUGUUGAGAUAUUUCCGUUGGCUAUUUUCCCAGUCAGAGCAUCAAAGAAUGCGAAUAACUCAAUGAGCGAUAAAGAUUACCUUAUCGAAGCAUUUUUUGAUAUGAUACAAUAUCGUUCUAUAAAGUCUCUUGCAAAUAACUCACAUCAGUCUGUUCUUCACGAAUUCUCGACAUGUGGUCACUACUUUUGGGCUCUCUGUUUUUGAUUGCGAGUGUUUCGGCUCUGCCAUGGUGGAGGAGUUUGAGGGCUCCUUAUGAGAUUCCCGAGUGGCAGGAGAAGCAUCCUGCACUGAUGGAGUUAGUUAAACGGACGAACGUUGAUUUUGGAUCGCGUAUUGUGAACGGGAAUGAAGCAUUUCCGCAUCAGUUUCCGUAUCAGACGGCCCUUGUGGUGCGUCUCGAGAAUGAGAGUACUAUCUGUGGGGGAUCGUUGAUCAGUGCGAGUUAUGUGCUAACAGCUGCCCAUUGCACGGACCUCAGUGUUUUUGUUACGGUCUACUUGGGGGUUCACAAUUUGUCUGAUUAUACGGAAGGGACUCGGGUUGUACAAACCGUCUUCCGUAGCGACAUUGUUGUACAUGAAUUGUACAAUACAUCUGGCUACCAGAAUGAUAUCUCUGUGAUUAAGAUGCCAAUGCCAGUCACAUUUAAUGACGCAAUCAGACCAGUUCGUCUGCCUAGUUAUCAGCACAUCGAUGAAACAUUCCAGAAUGAGGAAACAAUAGCAUCAGGAUGGGGGAGAACAACUGAUGCUUCCUGGGAUGGAACGGAUGUACUGCACUACGUAAAGUUAUCUGUGAUUUCUAAUACGGCAUGUAGGGCUCUAUACCCUACACUUCAGGAAAGCAACAUUUGUACACGUGGGGAAAAUCGGUCAGGAACGUGUCAAGGUGACUCUGGAGGACCUUUGGUAAUCAUGGAAGACGAUGGGAUCUAUACUCAAAUCGGCAUCGUAUCUUUCGGAAGUGGCAUCGGAUGCUCGUUCAACUGGCCAAAUGUCUUCGUGCGCUUGACUUCUUUCCUCUGCUGGCUCGGUUGUCAUACCGAUCUUCCAGUUCGUUUGUAGCAAGUCGUGGGAAAUCCAACGGACAAAGGAAAGCCUUAUAAUCUACAUUGGCAAUAAAACGGAGUUCAUUCGCAAUUUGAGCUGUUAUUGAUAAUGUAAUACCAUAUCUUAUCGUCAUGCCUUUUCGCUAUGAUGAAUUGGGAAAGAAUAUGUGGAAUCUCAUCGAGUCUACAGCAGGAAACAUUCAGUGAUUUUGCAGUAUGACUUGAAAGUUUAACUGCGGAAGUUGUGUAUUGUUGAAAAGGAGGGCAUAUCUUAAAUACUACAAUACUGCCUUAUUGGGAAAUAAAGUUAUAUGGUGGUUGUAAAUUGAUAAAUAGAUGAUUGUAAAGCAAUUUCAACUGAUAAAGUCUAUUAAUGGAAGACUCAAUCGUAUUAGACAUUAUAAACGCACUUAAUAUCGAUUUAUGAAAACAACCUAGAAUAAAUUGUUGACCUGAGUUUAAGUUCAAAAUGUAUUAAAGUUAAUAUAUUGUCAAAUGAACCUGCAAGAUUAUAUAAUAUAUAUUUAAAAAUGAGUUUUGUAUUAAAUUAUUAGAAAUAAGAUAUAAUUUUUUGUAUUAGAAGAAAAGCAGGAUUAUAGUAAAAUUUAUCUAAAAUCAGAGAACACUAAUAUUUUUUGCACGGUCAAAAGGAGCCGGUAAUAUGUUCAAAAAAUUGUCUUGAAUGAACUUUACUGAGUAUAGAAAGAAUGAUGAUAACUUCAAAAUUAAGAAAUUUGUUGCAAGCAGUGUUGUGCCUUUACAUACUAAAAAAUAUUUUUUUUACAUUUUACAUGUAAAAAUGUUAAAAAUAUGUAAAAAUGUAAAAAAUAUGCAAAAUGUAAAAAGGAAAAUUAGGCAUUUUUGAAUCUUUUAAACAUUUCCUGUAAGCUAUAUAAAUAUUGAUAUUGAUUACGAGGAAUAUCAAGAAAACAUUAUCACCAGAAUCAUCAGAAGAAACAACAUCAAGAAAACAAACGGAUUACGCCGAUCCGGAUUAAAGAGCGGCCAGUGUAUGUUCAAAUCCCUCACAACUUAAGCUUAAAAUGAUUUCACUUGUAUGUGAUACACUCAUAGCUUCAACACGAAAAGGUUAAAAUUGCAAAUAAAGAGCGCACAGUUGCAGCAGAAAA